Molecule: messenger RNA, 771 nt
Organism: Dovyalis caffra
Lineage: Eukaryota; Viridiplantae; Streptophyta; Magnoliopsida; Malpighiales; Salicaceae
Source: the annotation of a GenBank genome assembly
AUGUUGAACACUUUGUCAUUGUACAAACCCUUGUUGCAUGGCCUGAUGAAGCUAGCUGGGGUGAGACCCCAAGCAGUAGAGAUCGAGCCAGGGACGGUCAUCAAUUUCUGGCUCCCAACUGAAACCACCACCAAGAAUAGACCUGCCGUUGUGUUUCUUCAUGGUUUUGGUUUUGAUGGGAUUCUGACAUGGCAAUUUCAGGUGCUAGCUUUGGCCAAGAAGAAGCUUGGCGUGGAGAAGUGCACCUUGGUUGGAUUGAGCUAUGGAGGGAUGAUUGGGUUCAAGAUGGCUGAGAUGUUCCCUAAUCUGGUUGAUUCAAUGGUGAUAACUUGUUCGGUGAUGGCCUUGACUGAGUCCAUCAGUCGUGCUGGCCUGCAAAGAAUCGGCUUCUCAUCAUGGGCAGAAUAUUUGAGUCCUGAAACUGUCAAGGGUGUGAAGAAACUGCUAGACGUUGCUUUCUACAAGUUGCCGUGGGCCUUGUACUUUGACCACAGGAAGGAGAGACAUGAACUUUUAGACGCGUUAAUUGUAAAGGAUAAGGAUUUCACUGUCCCUCAUUUUACACAGAGGUUUCAUCUUUUGUGGGGAGGGGAUGACAUAAUUUUCGACACGGAAGAAGUUCGUAAUCUGAAAGAGCUGCUAGAAGGCAAAGCAACGCUGCAUUGCAUACAGAGGGCAGGUCACUUGCCGGAAUUGGAGCGGCCCUUUGUCUACAAUAGGCAACUCAAGAACAUUCUUGCUUCUUGGUAUGAAGAUGAGCAGGGAAAUUAA